Messenger RNA from Rhizopus microsporus ATCC 52813, 1730 nucleotides. RefSeq lists its product as uncharacterized. The transcript is spliced from 2 exons. Lineage: Eukaryota; Fungi; Mucoromycota; Mucoromycetes; Mucorales; Rhizopodaceae. The record is from RefSeq and is a predicted model, not a curated record. Bases 46 to 1638 code for a protein of 530 amino acids. Gene Ontology annotation, cellular component: plasma membrane.
CCCCUUUCUUUACUUUCUUCUUUUCUUCUCUUGACUCGUCAAAAUAUGGAAGUAGAACCAUAUAAUCCUUCAAAGAAUAUACCUGAUCAGCAGCCAAGAGCCAAAGAGCCAUCCUGCUCCAUUAACUCUCAAUCAGCUACUUCUACACUCUCUGUACAUCGUGAACUAUCAGAAAAAACGUCAACGGCAUCAGAAAAGAAAAAAUUUGACUACAAGUCAUGGCUACUAUGGUGGAACUCUGAAGAAUGGUGGCCAUGUUGGAUUGGCCUCAUCUUUUUUGGAUGCAUCACUUCUGCUGUUAAGCACAAUAUACCCUCACCUAAAUUUUUACCCUGGGAAAAAAAUCCAUUUCUUACUUUUGCCACACCCGGCAACUAUGGACUCUUGGUCAUCUGUGUCAUGAUGGGAGCACUUCUUUGGUUAUCUAUGGCGGCUACCCGCGCACGAAAUUGGAAAAAGUUCCCCUUGGGUUAUUCUGUAGUAUUCAUUAUUGCGCUUAUUAGCAAAAUGCUUGCCAGCAAUGUUACAUUACACAAGGCAAGUAUUGGUGACUCCAUAUGGGCCAUUAUCUUGGGAUGCCUUCUUCGCAACCUGAUUCCUUUUUUUAUCAAGUCAAACAGUCUGCCUCCAUGGUUAAAGAUUGCACAGCAAACAGAACCUUAUAUUGCUAUCAGUUUGGUGCUUCUCUGUAUUGAUAUAAGUGUUCUCAGACCAUUGGCCCCUCGUGCCUUGUUUGUUAGCUGGAUUGAUACCCCUACCUUAUUCAUGAUUGUUGCUUAUUUUGGUUGGAAGAUGCUAAAGAUUGAUACCCAAACAGCCAUCAUUAUGUCAGGAGCUACUUUCAUUUGUGGAUCUUCUGCCGCUAUUGCCUUGGGUUCUAGUAUGGGCGUGCCCCAUAAAACAGAGAUGCCAAUUGCAAUCAUAUCCAUCUUUACUAUUCCUAGUAUCAUUGCCUUACCUUAUAUUGCCAAGCGAUUUGAUUUUUCAGCUACCGUGAGUGGUGCUUGGUUUGGCGGCUGUGUCGAUUCCACUGGCGCCGUUAUUGCUGCCGCAAGCAUCUAUGGUGACAAAGAAGCCAUUGAUACAUCUGCUGUUGUCAAGAUGAUGCAAAACAUCCUAAUAGGACCAUUAUCAGUUCUAAUGGCGUGGGCUUGGUCACGGUAUGAGCUAAAGGCUGCUUAUAAGCUAGAGGAAGAGCUUCUUAGAAGAAGUGAAAAUUUGGAUGACGUUACAGUACAGGAUAAUGAGCAUGAUAAUGCUAUAGAAGAUACAAACACACCAACCGUGAAGCGUCCUCGAAAUACCCAUGCAUUGAAUAAACCUAAAGAAAAGGCAUAUGUCCUCUUAUGGAAACGAUUCCCCAAGUUCGUCCUUGGCUUCAUCAUAACGGCAAUCUUGUUUAAUACAACCAUAGAUAACAACCCUGAAACGCGUUCUCUUGUCAACUCAUUCUGUUUUUAUGUCUCUGAAUGGUUUUCAACACUUUCAUUCGUCAGCAUCGGUUUAGGCCUCCAAAUCAAUGAAAUGAAGCAAAAUAUACGAAGCUUAGGAAAGCUAAUCACGCUUUAUAUUAUUGCACAAAUGGUUGAUAUUGUUGUUACAUGUGUUUUAGCAUGGGCAGCAUUUGUCCACAUGUAAAUAUGAUUUUAUAGAUACUAUUGACGGUUUCAUUUCACUGCAUAUCCCCCUUGUUUAAAUAUCUCCCUUGAAUAAAACAAAAAAAAAUACUC